AUGCAGGCCAUGGACGCGGCCGUGGCGGAUUUGUACGAGGAGGACGGCAAGGACCUAGCGGGCUACGACUUCGAGCCGCUCCCCACUCUGCCGGAGGACGAGGAGAACGUGUCCCUGGCCGACAUCCUGUCGCUGCGGGACAGCGGCCUCAGCGAGCAGGAAGCAUGGGCCGUGUGCCUGGAGUGCAGCCUGUCCAUGAGGAGCGUUGCCCACGCGGCCAUCUUCCAGACCCUCUGCAUCACGCCCGACACCCUGGCUUUCAACACCAGCGGGAACGUGUGCUUCAUGGAGCUGCUCAGCGAUGACCCCGAGGGUGCCUUUGUUCCCCCCGAGUUCGAUGUGACCGGGAACACCUUUGAGGCUCACAUCUACUCUCUGGGGGCCACGCUGAAGGCGGCCCUCGAGUAUGUGGCCGAGCCCGAGCCCGAGCCCGAGCCCAGGCUGAGCCAGGACCUGGAGGCCUUACUGAGCCAGAUGCAGGCAGAGAACCCCAGGGACCGGCCAGACCUCCAGAGCAUCAUAGCGCUGUGUGAAAAGAAGAUGCUUUUCACGUCCUCCUGCCGCCUGUGCCGGAGCCUCUCGGCCGUCGGGAGGAGGGUGCUCUCCAUUGAGUCUUUCGGAGCAUUUCAAGAUGUCAGCGAGAGCUCCUGCAGCGGGAGGCCGGCGACAGGAAGCACAGGGCCCAGAAAGCAGCCCGGGGGCCGCACCGCGGACCCAGAAGGCCCGGCCCAGCGCCCCGCCCACGAAGCCCACAGCGCCCCGGAGCAGCCCGCGGCCCUGCCUUCCAAGCCCCUACUGUCGGCCCCCGUGAGAAACGGAGAGCGGCUGGCCAGCCUCGUCUUGGACGCCCAGCGCCCCCUGGGUGACCCGGAGAGGAGCUGCCUGAGGAAAGUGCAGACGUUCCCCAGGCUCCUGCCCGACGGCCCGGAGGCCAGCGCCCUCUGCCUGACGCUGGGCCCCCAGCUGCCCCCAUCGGAGCUCUUCCCUCCAGACCCCAGGAAGCCCUUUCUGGAGGGGAUGAAUGGCCUUUCCAGCUACAAGACACAGCCCUCGGCCAGACUGCGGCCAGAGCAGGAGCCUGAGAUCCGGCGGGGAGGACCCGGAGGCGCCGGCAGAGGUGGGGACGGGGCGUCUGGGGCGCCGGGCUGGGGCCCCACGGAGGAAAGCCCCGCGCCCCGACCCAAGGCCCCUGGAGAUGCAGGCGAAGAACCGGGGACUUGCAGGGCUGAGGAGGGGAUUCUGGACGGAGCUGGGGAGCCGGCUAGCACAGCCACAGAGCAGGGCAUCUCCCUGCAGGACCUCCUGUGCCAGCUGGGCCGGCCCUUCAAGGAGUAUGAGCUCUGGGCUCUGUCCCACGCGUGUCUCAGUGCUCUGCGUGCACACAGCGAGCACCCAGCAUACCUGUGCCUGGACUCCGUGCUGGUGGCCGAGGACGGGGCCGUUCUCUUCGGCCCACCCCCUGCCAAUGGCACUUACGACACGUUUUUUCUGGCUCCUGAAGUUGCAGACCAAGAGCUGGUGACGGAGAAGGCCUCCGUGUACUGUGUGGCUGCGGUCCUGUGGACGGCAGCCAAGUUCAGCGUUCCCCGAGACCACAAGCUGGCCCUGCCUCGCAGGCUCAAGACCCUCCUCUUGGACAUGGCUAGACGCAGCGCCCAGGAGCGGCCGUGUGCGGCAGAGGCCAUCAAGAUAUGCAGCACUUACCUCCUUCAGCGAGGCAUGGACAGCAGGAAGAUUUUAGCCCACCUGAGGGCGUCCACCUGCAAGGUUGACCAGGAGGAGGAGACCAUCGGCCUCCAGAACGCUCUCUCGGUGGUGGAGCUGAACCCCAGUGCGAUGCCGCCUCCCGGGCCCAGCUCAGGCUUUGUUCAGGUCGGCGGAGACACCAGGCUGGUGGCAGUGCAGGGGCCCGUGCCCACUCAACCCUCCUGCUGCGAAGCGGCCGCCUCCCUGCCGGCCGCCUUCACCUCGGCAGCCACACACUUCAAGCCCAUUGUACUGGCACCAGAUGCAGGUGACGCCAGCCCCUCCUCAGCACUCUCUCCUUCUCUCUGUGCUCUCAGGGACCGGGAGGGCACUGCGAAGCAGGCUCCCGAGACCCAUGGAGCAGCCCCCAGCCAGAAGAUUCCUGACCAGCUGGUACCGGGUGCCGGACCACAGGGAGCAGCCCCAGAGCCUCUCAGAGAGUCCGUGCCGAGAGACACGGGCCAGGGGAACCCCUGCACCCCUCCCCCUGCCCCGGCCAGCCCGCCGGAGGAGGCUUCACCAGCGAUGCCCGCAUCCUCUACGGCUGUCCCACCCCUGAAGGCACAGGUGCCCCCCACGGAGCAAGGGCCAGACCCGGUAGCCCUGCCUGGAGCCUCUUCCGAGGGCCUCAGGCCUCGGCCCCCAGGGUCCAGUGCAGCCCGCCAUGACCUGGGUCACCCAGCCAAGCCGCCCAGGAGCAAGGCCACUGAGGGCCCAGACCAGGAGCCGGGGGGUCCCCCGUCAGCCCCGAGGGACCCCUCCCUGGCCAAGGCGAGUCCAGACAGCCCCAAGGGCACCUCGGUCCCAGAGCAGGAUGACCAGGCCCCAGACAGUCACCGCGAGCAGCCCCUGCCAGCAGACCGCAAGCUCUGUCCGCCCAGUGUGGACGCCUCACCCCUCCCGAAGAGGACGGCCUGUCCGUCGCUGCAGGAGGCCAUGCGCCUCAUCCAAGAGGAGUUUGCCUUUGACGGCUACUUGGACAACGGGCUGGAGGCUCUGAUCAUGGGGGAAUACAUUUACGCCCUGAAAGACCUCACCUACGCCACGUUCUGUGGGGCCAUUUCGGAGAAGUUCUGUGACCUGUACUGGGGGGAACAGUUGCUGCACAAUCUCUUCCACGUGGUGAACGGGAGGGCAUCGGCCCCGGAGAACGCUUCAGAGGAGGCCGUGUCACAGCCCCAGGGUGACGGGACUAGCGCUCCAAGUGGCUGCUCACUGUCCAGCAAAAGGCCGUCGUUGCACGGAGCGGGGAAGGAGAAACCGGCCACCGCUCGCGUCAGCCGAGCCCCCUGCCCGCCCCCGCCGCUGUCCGACGUGGACGCAGACGAGCUCUCACGGGGUAACUUUGAGGUGGGAUUCCGGCCUCAGAAGUCGGUCAAAGCCGAGCGGGAACAGCAGCCGGAGGCCGGAGAGCACGGGCAGCAGGGUGGGGGCCCCGAGGCAGUGGCCCGGCUGCCCCGGCCCAAGGACGGCGGCCUGGCCGUGAACCCCGGCCCGGCAGACCUCCAGAGCUGCAGCCCCGGCUGGUGCAGUGCCUUCUACGAGGCCGACUGCUUCGGCGCCGACGUCUACAGCUACGUGCGGGAGUUGGCAAGGCAGAAAGCCGGUGGGGCCAUGGAUGCCGACGCCCAGAGCCCGGAGCUGGAGCAGCAGCUCAUGAUAGAGAAAAGAAACUACCGGAAGACUCUGAAGUUCUACCAGAAGCUCUUACAGAAAGAGAAGCGAAACAAAGGUUCCGAGGUGAAGACCAUGUUGUCCAAACUGAAAGGGCAGCUGGAAGAAAUGAAGUGCAAGGUGCAGUUCCUUGGACUGGUCAAGAAGUAUCUUCAGGUCAUGUACGCCGAGCGGUGGGGCCUGGAGCCCUGCGCCCUGCCGGUGAUCGUGAACAUCUCGGCGGCCCACUGCGACACGCUGGAUUUCAGCCCCCUGGACGAGUCCUCGUCCCUCAUCUUCUACAACGUCAGCAAGCACCCGCGCGGCGGCAGGCAGAGGAAGGCCCGCGUCCUGCAGGCCGGCACGCCCCUGGGGCUCAUGGCCUACCUCUACUCCAGCGACGCCUUCCUGGAGGGCUACGUGCAGCAGUUCCUGUACACCUUCCGCUACUUCUGCACCCCCCACGACUUCCUGCACUUCCUGCUGGACCGCAUCAACAGCACCCUGUCCAGGGCUCACCAGGACCCCACCUCGACCUUCACCAAGAUCUACAAGCGAAGCUUCUGCCUCCUGCAGGCCUGGCUGGAAGACUGCUACACCGUGGACUUCACUCGCAACUCCGGGCUCCUGGGCAGGCUGGAGGACUUCCUCUCUUCCAAGAUCCUGCCCCUGGACGGCUCUGCAGAGCACCUGCUGGGCCUCCUGGAGGUGGGCACUGACCGGCGGGCCGAGGGCACCUCACGUGGCACAGACCUGGAGGGCCCCAAGGAGGCAGAGGAGGACACCAGGCCUCUCAACGCCCUCUGUAAGAGGCUCUCGGAAGACGGCAUCUCCCGGAAGAGCUUCCCCUGGAGGCUGUCCCGGGGCAACGGGCUGGCCCUGCCCCACCACAAGGAGCGCCAGUACACCAUCGCGUCCGCCCUGCCCAAGCCCUGCUUCUUCGAGGACUUCUACGGCCCCUAUGCCAAGGCCAAUGAGAAGGGGCCCUACUUCCUGACGGAGUACAGCACCCACCAGCUCUUCUCCCAGCUGACGCUGCUGCAGCAGGAAUUGUUUCAAAAGUGCCAUCCCGUCCACUUCUUAAACUCCCGGGCCCUGGGCGUCAUGGACAAAAGCGUGGCCAUCCCCAAGGCCAGCUCCUCCGAGCCUCCGACCGCCAAGACGUGCAGCUUGUUUCUGCCCAACUACGUCCAGGACAAGUACCUGCUGCAGCUUCUGAGAAGUGCGGACGAUGUCAGCACCUGGGUGGCCGCUGAAAUCGUGACCAGCCACACCUCCAAGUUGCAGGUGAAUUUACUGUCCAAAUUUUUGCUGAUCGCGAAGUCUUGCUACGAGCAAAGGAACUUUGCGACAGCCAUGCAGAUCCUGGGCGGCCUGGAGCACCUCGCAGUGAGGCAGUCCCCCGCCUGGAGAAUUCUACCCGCAAAGAUAGCAGAGGUCAUGGAAGAGCUGAAAGCCGUGGAGGUCUUCCUGAAGAGCGACAGCCUGUGUCUUAUGGAAGGACGGCGCUUCCGGGCCCAGCCCACUCUGCCCUCGGCGCGCCUCCUGGCCAUGCACAUCCAGCAGCUGGAGACGGGGGGCUUCACCAUGACUAACGGGGCCCACAGAUGGAGCAAGCUCAGGAACAUAGCCAAGGUGGUGAGUCAGGUCCACGCGUUCCAGGAGAACCCCUACACGUUUGCCCCCGACCACAAGCUGCAGUCCUACCUCAAGCAAAGAAUCGCCCGCUUUAGCGGGGCCGACAUCUCCACAUUGGCGGCCGACAACAGGGCCUCCUUCCACCAGAUCACCAGCGAGAAGCACUCCCGCAAGAUCCAGGACAAGUUACGGAGAAUGAAAGCCACGUUCCAGUAACGGGACGGUGGAUGUGAUGAGAAUGCCAAAUCGAGGACAGGACUGGGGCAGAAAAGAGCCGCCCGCUUGCCGUCCAGGCCCAGGAAGUCCGUGCAGCCCAGCGUCUGCUGCCCCGGACGGGGGACCCCCAGUGCAGGAGCCAGGGCCCAGCCGAGGCGUCGGGGUGCAUGCCCGGGGGGCUCUGGGGGGUGGAGGCUCGAGGGCCUUGCCGAGAGGGAGAGGAUGGGGGCUCUGGUGGAGGUUGGGGUAUUGCUGCUAGUUUAAAACUAUAUUUUAAAAUUAACACAAAAAUAGAAUAAGUUAACUCCC
Messenger RNA from Panthera uncia (snow leopard), 5562 nucleotides. RefSeq names its product kinase non-catalytic C-lobe domain containing 1 (gene KNDC1). The coding region runs from base 1 to 5253 and encodes 1750 amino acids. NCBI's taxonomy places the organism in Eukaryota, Metazoa, Chordata, Mammalia, Carnivora, Felidae. Gene Ontology annotation, molecular function: guanyl-nucleotide exchange factor activity. The transcript is spliced from 30 exons. The record is from RefSeq and is a predicted model, not a curated record. Gene Ontology annotation, biological process: small GTPase-mediated signal transduction.